Messenger RNA from Boeremia exigua, 2124 nucleotides. Its product is annotated as C2H2 type zinc finger domain-containing protein. The transcript has 6 exons. Gene Ontology annotation, molecular function: DNA binding; zinc ion binding. Gene Ontology annotation, biological process: DNA-templated transcription. Lineage: Eukaryota; Fungi; Ascomycota; Dothideomycetes; Pleosporales; Didymellaceae. The coding region runs from base 1 to 2124 and encodes 707 amino acids. The record is from RefSeq and is a predicted model, not a curated record.
AUGCAAGUGGAUGAGGUCUUCCUGGAGGAGACGAAUGCCGAUGCACAAGCCUUGCUCGAUCUUUACAACACCACCGGCUACAACCAGCAUACUAUCCCAGCUUUUUUCGAGCAAAUCAUGGUUCCAGCACCAGAUUUCAUGGGUGCUGAAUACAUGCAACCUCCUCCCGACCUGAUGGCUUGGAUGCCUGAGGUCGACUGGUUUGGACAAGUUGACAUAUUCGGAAACGACUUUACUCCAGCGGUCGACCAGAUAAUGGAAUCGCAGGUAUUGCAAGACGUCGUGUUGCCGUCCGAGUCCGAACCGGCCAGGAACACAGACCACUCUCACGAGAAGAUCGAUAGCAAUUCCGCAAGAAGACGCCACGCAGCUUUCAAGCAGUCGGCAUGGUUUUGGAUUCCAGAGCGGAACCAGCACGCUUUUAGUGAGCAUGAAAAUAUCACUCUAGAUGAGCGCAAUGUCGACCUUGCCUCGUCGCCGCACAUGCCGUAUUCGUCAAAUAUCGUAAUUCCAGAUCAACUCUCAGCAGGUGCUCGUGAUCGUAUCUUCCAGCUUGUAUCCAAGACGGCGCGGAGCCAGAUCACAAUCCCAUCGUUCCCAUCAGCAGACUGCAUCGACAAACUGAUCAAAGUUGGUAUCGCAAAGAGGACCGAGACCGAUGCAUGGAUUCAUCCGUAUACCUUUGAGAGUGCGAUUUCCCGGCCAGAGUAUUUGACUGCUCUAGUCGCCGCUGGAUGCGUAUGCUUUGGCGUACCGUCUGUGAACAGGACAGGCUUGGCGCUACAGGAAAUAGUCCGAGUUGCUCUAAACAAUCUGUCUGAGAACGACAACAGUGUCAUACGUGAUCUCGAGUAUCUCCAAGCUUCGAUGCUUUGGCUCGACAUUGGGGCAUUCUGCGGGUACAGAAGAAAAAUGGAAAUUGCGGAGAGCAGUUUGCAAUCUCUAGUGACAGCAUUACGACGUGCUGGCAGACUUGACUACGUUCGCUAUCCCGCAGUCACACCCUCCGCUGAAGACAGUGAGGAGCAAUUACGUACGAAGUGGAAGCAGUGGGUUGAACAGGAAUCAUAUAAGAGGUUGGCGUAUCACUUGUUCGAGCACGACAUACAUAUGACCAUGGUCAAGCACCGCCCACCGCUGAUCUCGUACGGCGAACUCACACUUGCACUACCCGCCUCAAAGACGCUGUGGCUAGCACCUACAGCAGAGCUUUGGAGAACGCGUUAUCUUGAGAUGGACAUAAGUCCAAAUCCAAUCUCCCUUCGAUCACUACUCAAAGACGAUGCGGCCAUACUCUGUCUUCCUCUAGAGAUAGAUUCCCAAGUUGCCCGAUCCUCGUAUCUACACGGAAUCGCCGCACAGAUCUGGGAACAUGCACAACAGUCCGUGCUCUUACACGAGAGCAGCGAUCCCUCCUUACAGCUCUGGGCGCGUUCGCGACAGCAACGACUCUACCAAUGCUUGAAGCGCGACGAUUUUCUGCCCGGCAGAUCUCCUGCUGUGACUUGCGUAUUCCACCAAUUCCUGCAGAUGUACCUACACGUCGACCUUGACCUCAUCACUCGCUUUGCGGGCAAAUGCGGCGAGAGCGCGGCCAACAGCGCAUACACGCACCUCUCACCCUGGAGUCAAACAAAAGAAGCCCGCAUCGCGAUCUGUCAUGCUGGACAGGUAGUACGGGCUGCUCGACAUAUCCCGCCAUAUCAGAUUCGUGGGCCUGACUCUUUCAUGCUGUAUCAUGCCAUCAUGGUGCUUUGGACAUACAGCAUGAUGGUGCGAGAUCGCGCGAAGAAGACCGGCACCACGACACCACUGCGCGCACAACCCGGUUCGCCCCCUGCCAAAAUCGUCUACCUUGACGACGCAGCUGGAGAUGCUCAGAGCGAUCUCGAUGCUUUCAUUCUCGCGAACAGCGGUGUGCCGUGCCUGCACAUCAUCUCGAGUCAUGCGUCAGAAUCUGGAACACCUACUCGUCCCGAGAUCUGCAAUCUCAGGUAUCCUUCGCAGGUCAUGAAGGUCGGUGUCAAGCUCCUCGAUGCAACGCAUCCUGAUGUGGAUCGUGAGACUGGACCGCCGCUCAUGCGGGCGCUGUGUGGACUCAUGGAAGAACUCGGAGGUCUGUGA